AUGGCCGACGCAGAGGACCUUGAGGCAUCGUAUUUCCACCGUUUGGAGCGAGAAGAAGAAAGGGAACUCCAAAAGUCCGCCGCGAAAACGGAGAAUACUGAGGGGGAUUCAAGCUCAGAAGAAGAAGAGGAGGACGGGGAUGCAACAUCGUCCUCGGACAGUGAUGAUACAUCCACCGGCCAACCUGCAGUUGACGAAAUUCCGCGCCAUGAGAUCUUCGACAAGAAACUGAACAACGCAGAUAAAUCGAAGAGAACAGUGUUUCUCGGCAAUGUGUCGACGGAUGCUAUCAAGCUAAAACGUGCGAAAAAGAUACUGAGCAGACAUCUGCGGUCUGCAUUGAAGACCCCUGCUCAAGGUCCGAGAUUAGGAAAGCUGGAGUCACUCCGCUUCCGCUCCACAGCCUACCACAGUGAUGCGGGCCCAAAGAAAGCAACCUUUGCAAAGAAGGAGUUGAUGGAUGAGACCACUCCCAGCACCAAUGCUUAUGCCGUGUUCACCACGGAAGAGGCUGCCAAGCACGUUGCGAAAAAGCUCAAUGGCAGUGUCGUUCUUGAUCGACAUCUUCGGGUGGACUACAUGGGAAAGCCUGCCGAGAUCGACCAUAGACGCUGUAUCUUCGUUGGUAACUUGAGCUUUGUGAGCAAGGAAACCGCAGGAAACGAUGAAGAUGACGAGGCGAAGAGACGGCGAGCCGCGGCCAAAGAACCGGCCGACCCUGAAGAAGGCCUAUGGCGCACUUUUAGCAAGGUUGGCAAGGUUGAGAGCGUUCGUGUUGUCCGAGAUCAGGAGACCCGUGUGAGCAAAGGUAUUGCCUAUGUCCAGUUUGAGAGCGAAAACAGCGUCGAGGGUGCUCUGCUUAUGAACGACAAAAAGUUUCCGCCAAUGCUGCCUCGAAAAUUACGGGUCAUGCGUGCACGACGCAUGCCGUCCAAAUCCAAGCCGCCUACUGCUGGAUCUAAGUCGAGGUUCCCUGGCGCCGGCAGGGACAGGAGGUCCAGUGGACCGGAUCGCAAAGCAGGAUUUGUUUUUGAAGGUCAUCGUGCAAGCAGUACAUCCAAAGGGACCACUGGAGGCCACAAAAAGAGGCACAAGAAACGGCCGACCACGAGGAGCAGCCGCCGCGGAGCAGCCUUCAAAGCUGCAGGUGGAAAGAAGAAGAGUGAAGGCAAGUCAUGA
Exophiala dermatitidis NIH/UT8656 is the source of this 1179-nucleotide messenger RNA. RefSeq lists its product as uncharacterized. Gene Ontology annotation, molecular function: RNA binding. Lineage: Eukaryota; Fungi; Ascomycota; Eurotiomycetes; Chaetothyriales; Herpotrichiellaceae. The coding region runs from base 1 to 1179 and encodes 392 amino acids. The transcript has a single exon. The record is from RefSeq and is a predicted model, not a curated record.